UUGGCAGCCAUGAUGUCCUCUCAGGAUGGAGUCCAGGUGCAGUGCAGUAUGACUGUGGAACAGCUCGACUGCUCUGGACAGACCACACGCAGACAGGUCAUGCGAAAAGCCUCCAUCAUUUUAGGUCGCAAUGAGUUCGAAGAGCUCAUACUCCGACUCCACGACGGAAAAGUCCCUCAGAGCUACAGCGUCAAAGAGUUUAAACUGUUCACCAAAUUUGCCCGGGAAGGCAAGUGUACAAUCCGCCUCCUCCCGUCCAACACCCAGAUCCUUUUGUCCAAUUGUCCUCCAGACCAGCUCAGCGCCUUUCUGAAAACUUUGAGCAUAAAGCACCGGACGGGACAGGGGACCAAACAGAUAAGCCACCGUGAGAAACUCAAAGCUGGGCUGCCCAGGAGCUUUGAAGCCAUCAGCCCCCUCCAGCAGAAAGACAUCCAGAAGGUGAAUGAGCUGAGGGCCAAGACUAACCCAAGUGCAGGGCUCUCUGAUCGGACUAACAGAACCAGCACCACGACCGGGAAGCAGGUGAAGAGGACCAGAGCUGACUGCAACUUUAGUCCAGUGAAGGCUAACCCCUCUAAGAAGCCCAUCCUGUCGCUGCCCUCGUGUAAGCUGAACAAGGAGCAGGCGGCGGUCCUCAGUGCUGUGCUGAGCAGGAAGAACGUCUUCUUCACUGGGAGCGCAGGCACAGGGAAGUCGUUCUUACUGAAGAGGAUCAUCGGCUCUUUGCCUCCUAAAAGCACGUAUGCCACAGCCAGCACAGGGGUGGCCGCCUGUCACAUCGGAGGCACCACCCUGCACAGCUUUGCAGGAAUCGGCUCUGGCUCAGCUCCUCUGGACCAGUGCAUUGAGUUGGCUCAGAGGCCCGGCGUGUUACAACACUGGACCAGCUGUAAGCACCUCAUUAUCGACGAGGUCUCGAUGGUGGAGGGGCAAUACUUCGACAAGCUCGAGUCUGUGGCCAGGUCGGUGCGCAGGUCCACAGAGCCGUUCGGAGGGAUCCAGCUCAUCAUGUGUGGGGACUUUCUGCAACUGCCUCCUGUGUCAAAAGGGAAGGACAAAGCCAACUUCUGCUUCCAGUCUAGGAGCUGGCGUAAAGUGAUCCAGGUGAACAUGGAGCUGACAGAGGUGCGGCGCCAAACGGACCAGAGCUUCAUUUCCCUGCUGCAGUCCGUGAGGGUGGGCAGAGUAACAGAGGAAGUGACCUCCAGGCUCCUGCACAGCGCCUCUCACAGCAUCGAGCGGGAUGGCAUCCUGGCCACACGCCUCUGCACCCACAAGGACGACGUGGAGCUCACCAACCAGAACAAGCUCCAGCAACUGCCAGGAGCUGCCCGUGUGUUUGAGGCUCUGGACAGUGACCCUGCUCUGGAGAAGACCAUCGACGUACACAGUCCAGUGAGCAGCGUUCUACAGCUCAAAGUGGGAGCUCAGGUGAUGCUGACCAAGAAUCUGGAUGUGGCCCGAGGACUGGUGAACGGAGCCAGAGGGGUGGUCGUGUCCUUUGAUACUCAAAAACAUGGUUACCCGCGGGUGCGCUUCUUGUGUGGGGUGACAGAGGUGAUGAAGCCGGAGCGCUGGGUUUUCAAGUCUGGAGGAGGGAUCCACCUGAGCCGCCAGCAGCUGCCCCUCAAACUGGCCUGGGCCAUUUCCAUCCACAAGAGCCAGGGCAUGACGCUGGACUGUGUGGAGAUCUCUCUGGCACGCGUGUUCGAGAGUGGCCAGGCGUACGUGGCUCUGUCGCGGGCCCGCAGUCUGGAGGGGCUCAGGGUCAUGGACUUUGACCCCAGCGUGGUGAGGGCCGAUCCAGAAGUGCUCCAGUUCUACAGGAGGAUGAGGAAGGAGAGGCUACUCAUGCAGGCCUCCAUGGAGGACUUUAUGGCUCAGAACAAGGAAAACCGGUUUUGAUGGAGCGUCUCAUCCUUUCACCCAAUGCACUAUCUGCACUGUCCCUGGACACGAGGCAACACUGCCCCCUACUGGCUGCUAUGUUUUUAUUUUGGGACCUUUUUUAUCAUGUCUUUUUAUUUUUUAUGUCAAGCUAACUUAUGAUCAUAUAUUAUGUACAUAUACAAAUAAAUGUUUAGGUGAUAUCUUAGGGGGGUUUUCUUCAAAUCUUUUAAUUAAUCUGACUACACAUGAUUACACUUCAUCUUAUUUUACAUAAUUAAAAAUGAAUGCAG
Molecule: messenger RNA, 2183 nt
Organism: Periophthalmus magnuspinnatus
Lineage: Eukaryota; Metazoa; Chordata; Actinopteri; Gobiiformes; Gobiidae
Gene: pif1
Product: PIF1 5'-to-3' DNA helicase homolog (S. cerevisiae)
Exons: 13
Coding region: 10-1908 (632 amino acids)
Biological process (GO): telomere maintenance; DNA repair
Molecular function (GO): DNA helicase activity; ATP hydrolysis activity
Source: RefSeq, a predicted model, not a curated record